UGGGGGAGCCCCCCCAGCCCCACCGCCAUCCUCGGCAACCCCAUGGUCCGUGCUCAUGGCAAGAAAGUGCUCACCUCCUUCGGGGAAGCCGUCAAGAACCUGGACAACAUCAAGAAAUGUUUUGCGCAGCUGAGCAAACUCCACUGCGACAAGCUGCACGUGGACCCCGAGAACUUCAGGCUUCUGGGUGACAUCCUCAUCAUCGUCCUGGCUGCCCACUUUGCCAAGGACUUCACCCCUGCCUGCCAGUCCGCCUGGCAGAAGAUGGUCCGUGUGGUGGCCCACGCGCUGGCCCACGAGUACCACUGA
Messenger RNA from Balearica regulorum gibbericeps (East African grey crowned-crane), 309 nucleotides. The record is from RefSeq and is a predicted model, not a curated record. NCBI's taxonomy places the organism in Eukaryota, Metazoa, Chordata, Aves, Gruiformes, Gruidae.